AUGGAUGAUGAUAGCAAUGCUCCAAAAAAAGGCAGUGAGAGGAAUAAGAAAAAAGCUAUUUUUUCAAAUGACGAUUUUUCGGGGGAAGACAGUUUAAUGGAGGAUCAUCUGCAACUGCAGGAGAAACUAGCAGAAGAUAUUGAAAUGAUAAAAACUUCCCUAAAAAACAAUUUAGUAUGUAGCACACUAAAUGAUAGUGAGAUAUUAACUCUGUCUAAUUAUAUGCAAUUUUUUGUUUUUAAAAAUGGCGAUUUGGUUAUAAAACAAGGAGAAAAGGGAUCUUAUUUCUUCAUCGUAAAUAGCGGAAAGUUUGACGUGUAUGUAAACGACAAGAAGGUGAAAACAAUGAGUAAAGGAUGUUCAUUUGGUGAAGCAGCUUUAAUACACAAUACGCAAAGAAGUGCUACAAUAAUUGCAGAUACAGAUGGAACAUUAUGGGGUGUACAAAGAAGUACCUUUAGAGCUACAUUAAAACAAUUAUCGAAUAGAAAUUUUAAUGAAAAUAGAAGCUUUAUAGACUCUGUCUCAGUUUUCGAUAUGUUAACAGAGUCGCAGAAAAAUAUGAUUACGAAUGCAUGUGUUAUUCAAAAUUUCAAGCCUGGUGAAAUAAUUGUUAAACAAGGAGAUUAUGGGGAUGUUUUAUAUAUAAUGAAAGAAGGUAAAGCUACCGUUUAUAUUAAUGAUAAAGAGAUAAGAAUUCUUGACAAAGGAUCCUACUUUGGGGAACGGGCACUGUUGUAUGAUGAGCCAAGAAGCGCGACGAUCAUUGCAAAAGAACCCACUGCUUGUGCAUCUAUUUGUAGAAAACUACUAAAUAUUGUUCUAGGAAAUUUACAAGUGGUUCUAUUUCGAAACAUAAUGACGGAAGCAUUACAGCAAAGUGAUAUUUUUAAACAAUUCAGCUCCGAACAGUUAAACGAUUUAGCUGAUACGGCAAUUGUGAGGGAUUAUCCAGAGAACUAUUACAUAUUACAUAAAGACAAAAUAAAAUCAGUUAAGUAUAUUAUCGUUUUAGAAGGAAAGGUAGAACUGUUUUUAGAUGAUGAGUCUAUAGGAAUAUUGACAAGGGGUAAAUCCUUUGGCGAUCAGUAUGUGUUAAAUCAAAAACAGAAAUUUAAGCAUACAAUAAAAUCGUUAGAAAUAUGCAAAAUAGCAUUAAUAACAGAAUCUUGUCUAGCUGACUGUUUAGGAAACAAUAACAUAGAUGCAUCUAUAGAUUAUAAUAAUAAAAAAAGCAUAAUAAAAAAAAUGUAUAUAUUUCGAUAUUUAACGGAAAAACAAUGUAAUCUAUUAAUUGAAGCAUUUCGAACGACGAGAUAUGAAGAAGGCGAUUAUAUAAUUCAAGAAGGGGAAGUGGGUUCAAGAUUUUAUAUUAUAAAAAAUGGAGAAGUCGAAAUAGUAAAAAAUAAUAAAAGAUUAAGGACAUUAGGAAAAAAUGAUUAUUUUGGUGAACGUGCAUUAUUAUAUGAUGAACCUAGAACUGCAUCGGUUAUUAGUAAAGUAAAUAAUGUUGAGUGUUGGUUUGUUGAUAAGAGUGUUUUCUUACAAAUUAUCCAAGGUCCUAUGUUGACACAUUUAGAAGAAAGAAUAAAAAUGCAAGAUACUAAAGUGGAAAUGGAAGAUUUAGAAACAGAACGAAUUAUUGGUAGAGGUACAUUCGGUACUGUUAAAUUAGUGCACCAUAUACCAACCAAAAUUAGAUAUGCAUUAAAGUGUGUUAGUAAGAGAAGUAUUAUAAAUUUAAAUCAACAAAAUAAUAUAAAAUUAGAAAGAGAAAUAACCGCAGAAAAUGAUCAUCCAUUUAUUAUUCGUUUGGUUAGAACUUUUAAAGAUUCAAAAUAUUUUUAUUUCCUUACAGAACUAGUAACAGGAGGUGAGUUAUAUGAAGCUAUUAGAAAGUUAGGUCUAUUAACGAUACCACAAGCACAGUUUUAUUUAGGAUCGAUCAUAUUAGCUAUAGAAUAUCUACAUGAAAGAAAUAUAGUCUAUAGAGAUUUAAAACCAGAAAACAUUUUGUUAGAUAAACAAGGCUAUGUAAAAUUAAUUGAUUUUGGAUGUGCUAAAAAAAUACAAGGUAGAGCAUAUACAUUAGUUGGUACUCCUCACUACAUGGCACCUGAAGUUAUAUUAGGAAAAGGAUAUGGUUGUACUGUUGAUAUCUGGGCUUUAGGAGUAUGUUUAUAUGAAUUUAUAUGUGGACCAUUACCAUUCGGAAAUGAUGAAGAAGAUCAAUUAGAAAUCUUUCGUGAUAUAUUAACAGGACAACUCACUUUUCCUGAUUAUGUUAUAGACAAAGAUAGUAUUAACUUGAUGAAAAGAUUGUUAUGUAGAUUACCUCAAGGAAGAAUUGGUUGUUCUAUUAAUGGAUUUAAAGAUAUUAAAGAACAUGCUUUUUUUUCGACUUUUAACUGGGAUAAGCUAGCAGGCCGUCUUCUUGAUCCUCCUUUGGUUUCAAAGACAGAAACUUAUGCAGAGGAUAUUGACGUUAAGCAAAUUGAAAAGGAGGGAGCCUUGGAUGAAGAGGAAUCCUUCAACGAUGACGAUACAUGGGACAUCGACUUCUGA
Messenger RNA from Plasmodium malariae, 2565 nucleotides. It is a transcript of the gene PKG, whose product is annotated as cGMP-dependent protein kinase, putative. The coding region runs from base 1 to 2565 and encodes 854 amino acids. NCBI's taxonomy places the organism in Eukaryota, Apicomplexa, Aconoidasida, Haemosporida, Plasmodiidae. The record is from RefSeq and is a predicted model, not a curated record. Gene Ontology annotation, molecular function: cAMP-dependent protein kinase activity; ATP binding; cGMP-dependent protein kinase activity. The transcript has 5 exons. Gene Ontology annotation, biological process: signal transduction; peptidyl-serine phosphorylation. Gene Ontology annotation, cellular component: cAMP-dependent protein kinase complex.